CAUGAUCAGCGAUUUUACUGGGGCUUGUCUCCCCCUUCCCUUUUAGCAAGCUGCCUGUAUUCUGGUAACAGGGAUUAUGAGUCGAUGCUGUUUUAUAGAGGUGAUAACACUGGUAGUACAGGUCCAACCUCAUCUGGAAAACCCAACCAGGUAUCACAUCCAGCAAGCCCAGAGGCAGCAGGUGAAACAGUACCUGACUCUUGAUUCCAAGUUGGUCAACCAACACCUUUCCCUGUCACAGGUGCAGGCCACGGAGGCCCCAUCGCUCCUUCAGAAUGGUCAUCUCCCUCCUCCUAGUGACACCAGCCGAGCAGAAAACCCGGUCAGCAAGUUACUAGCUCUCAGAAGAGACCAUGAAAAGGCGAUGGAGGAGGUUAUCGAGGACAUAAUCAGUCUGGAAUCGAGUUUGAAUGAUAAAGGAUUGAGCUGCUCAGACCCUCCAUUCCUAAUGCAAAGUGCGCUCUCUAGCAGCAUUUUGGAUGUAUACGGUAAUGACCAGGGAAUCUCAUCUGCUAAUAUGGGCCUGACGAAUGCUUCCUGCCCAGGUAGUCUACCUGUGAAAAGGGAAAUUACAGAAGCAGAUAAUCGGGCCUUGGCUAAAGAAAGGCAAAAGAAGGACAAUCACAACCUCAUUGAAAGAAGAAGACGGUACAAUAUUAAUUACAGAAUCAAGGAGCUCGGCAGUCUUAUUCCAAAGUCUAAUGAUCCUGAUAUGCGCUGGAACAAAGGGACAAUUUUAAAAGCAUCAGUAGAAUACAUCAAGUGGCUACAGAAAGAACAACAGAGAUCCAGAGAAUUAGAACACAGACAGAAGAAAUUAGAGCAAGCUAACCGACACCUUCUACUUCGUAUUCAGGAACUAGAAAUUCAGGCCCAUGCACAUGGACUGCCAAUUGUGUCGACCCUCAACACGUUUGAUCUUGCUGCCCAAGUCAUCAAGCAACAGAUGCACCCUGAGGAGAAUUCGAAUUCAGUAGACUAUUCCCAGCAGCUGAGUCUCUCUCACGGACCAAGUUCUGAUGUCAGUGUUGGAUCCACGGCCUUCUCCGAUCCCCUGUCCCACUUUACCGACUUAUCUUUUAGCGCUGCUCAGAAAGAGGAGCAGAGGUUGGAGGAAAUAUUACUGGACGACGCGUUGUCUCCAUUUGGAACCGAUCCACUCCUUUGUGCCCCAUCGCCAACGGUUUCCAAAGAGAGUAGUCGAAGGAGCAGUUUUAGCUCAGAUAAUGGAGAUGAGCUGUAAAAGCUGGGUGGGCCCCAAUUGGUAAAUUGAGUGGAAAUCCGUCGCUGGUGCUAUGAAAUGGGGUGCUGAAUCUGGUAUGUCGUCGCCGCUGAAUGAACGAAAGGUGAAUGGCGUUCAAGGAAAAUGCAUUUGCCAGCAGUGUUUCUAUCUGGCCAGAAAAGGCAUAUUGGCAGGAAAAUGUACUGUGAAGUUGCAAACUUCACUCUGUCAAAGGAAGUCCGAUCCUCUUCUAUGUACUGUAUUCCCUUCUAUGGCAAGACAAGUGUUUUACUCUCUGUCUAAAGCGCUACUGAAAGGUUUCAAAGAAAACAGGUAAUCUUGGCCCCACUAAAACCCCCCAACAGUCUUUCCCUCUUCAGAGGCAGCCAUUAAGUUGAUUUUUGUUUUUUAUAAGGUCAAAGCAGACUUUAACAAAUUAGUCUUGAAUGGGAAAGUAAACGAACUAGGUUCUCUUUUGCUUUGUGAAGAGCUGUCACACUGUCCUUUAGAAGCAGAGAGGGGGCUUCGGGUUAAUGUUUGAGGACUGGGGAUCAUUUCACAGAGGGGUGAAAUUCUCAGAGGAUCGCAGCUGCUGGUUAGCCAUGGAUUUCAAGCUCCUCCUUACUGUCCUUCCAGAAUUGUUAACAGGAAAUGACAAAUUGCCAUUGCUGGGGACAUGGUAUAGGUCCCCAAAAAAGGGUCGGUUCUUUGCCAGUGCAUUCACUGACUGCUCUUUUACUGGAUUAGAUUUCUGGUUUCUAAAGAGUGAGCUGUGAGCCUAAAUGUAGCUUUUGAAUCGACUAAGCCAGAACAAGUCUUAAUGAUACAUUUUUUAAGAUUCUCAAUGCACUUUUCACAAUAACCAACCUUGUCUUGAACUUUAAGAUUCAAUAGGUUAUACUUGAAUUUCAUGAUAGGAAAAUUACUUCCAGAUGAGGCAAUGUCUUAAGAAUCUCCAUGAUUUUUAUUUUUGUUUUCUAUCGAGUCAACAUUUGAAAUUACAGCUCCAUUGUCUUCUCCUGUAGUGAAAUUCAGGCUAUAUAUGUCCUAUGCAGAGAUAAUCAAUUGGCUUAUUAUAAGUAAAUGCUAUUUCAAUGUGGAGCUAUUUUCUGUCUCAGAAUUACCCAUGAUUCCUUGAGUUCAUCUAGACUGACAGAUCCCAGAUUCUCUCUGAAUUGGGUGUUGAACAGAGCUCCCAAAUUCAGGAGGUCAGCAUCUCCUUGAUUGGGUGUGAAGCCAUAUUCUGCCUUAGUUACCAAGAGAGUUUGCCCAUGUGGUGCAAUUGCAAAUAGUUGGCUACUUGGUCUUAAAUUGGUACCUCUGGGGAGUGUGGCAGGCAGGUUACACCAGAACACUCUCUGGACCUAGUCCCCUCUUUCCACCCACAACAAUGGGAGCCUAGGGAUAGUGGUCAUAGACACAGCUGUGUUUUUCCCAGCCUUGAUUCUGACCUGUUGACACCAUUUCUGGGUUGAAUUACCAAGACCAGACCUACCAAAGCCCCCUCCAUCUCUGAGUUCCAAGGAAAAUCAGAAAAAAAAUGUUUCCAUGGUGGUUUCAUUGUUUUCCAUGAAUAAAUAACAUUUCUCUCGAAUGGAAUCACAGUGACCUCCCUGCACACCCACAAUUCAUAAUCCAGGUUUUUCCAUAUUUCUGUGAUUGAAGGUGGCACCCUAUAAUGUAAAACAGUUAUGUUCCUUGAAGAAUACAAACUCCUUAAAGGGCAGACAAAGAUUGUGACUUCUAACUUCCCUUCAGUGGUCCUUCAGAACUCUAACGCAGAUGCCCUCCGGCUCGCUGAUUCAUGUACUUUGAGUUUAUCAAUUAGUUCAAAAGCAUCCUAUUACCUGUGAUCUGAUCCACUUCCUCUGAUUUGUCUGUUACAAUAAACAAUUUUGGAUGGGAAAUCA
Messenger RNA from Ornithorhynchus anatinus (platypus), 3132 nucleotides. RefSeq names its product transcription factor EC (gene TFEC). The transcript has 8 exons. Lineage: Eukaryota; Metazoa; Chordata; Mammalia; Monotremata; Ornithorhynchidae. The record is from RefSeq and is a predicted model, not a curated record. Gene Ontology annotation, biological process: regulation of transcription by RNA polymerase II. Gene Ontology annotation, molecular function: RNA polymerase II cis-regulatory region sequence-specific DNA binding; DNA-binding transcription factor activity, RNA polymerase II-specific; protein dimerization activity. The coding region runs from base 77 to 1243 and encodes 388 amino acids. Gene Ontology annotation, cellular component: nucleus.